This is a messenger RNA of Colletes gigas, 1731 nucleotides long. RefSeq names its product nuclear pore complex protein Nup50 (gene Nup50). Gene Ontology annotation, cellular component: nuclear pore. Lineage: Eukaryota; Metazoa; Arthropoda; Insecta; Hymenoptera; Colletidae. The record is from RefSeq and is a predicted model, not a curated record. The coding region runs from base 105 to 1652 and encodes 515 amino acids. The transcript is spliced from 5 exons. Gene Ontology annotation, biological process: protein import into nucleus.
CUAUCGUUCAAGUCUGUAUGAUUUCUUAUGUACGUUAACCAUAUAUACCACGAUACAAGUGUAAUUAAAUUCAUUUCAAUUAGUUUCUUUAUAGCGCGUUAAACAUGUCGGCUAAGAGAUCUGCGACUACAGAAUUAAAUCGUGAUAAUUGGAACGAAGAACAUGAACCUGAAGAAGCAGGAACAUUUACAAAAGCACCCGAUGAUAUACUCGAGAAAAGAGUUGUUAAAAGGGCUAAACGUCGUUUACAAGCCACAGAAGAUAACACCAAAAGUACGUUCGGUACAUUUUCAGGUUUUAAAGCAACAUCUACGUCGCACAAUUCACCGUUUAGUUUUUUAGCUAACAGUAAUACUUCCGACGCAUCUUUAGAAAUGCAUGCACCCAUCGACAAAUCUCCUGCAAGUAACGGAGCAUCGAAAGGUAACGAAAAUGGCACAAAUAAGAAAGAAAAUUCUGAAACGCAAACAUCAUCCAGCACAAUUACAAGUAAAAAAAGUUCUUACGACCAAGAAGAUCAAAAUAUAUUUAAAAAAUCUUCUGAUUAUUUUGCCAAGUUAAAAGGAUUGAACGAAAGUGUAGCACAAUGGAUUAAAACUCAUGUAGAUGCAAAUCCAUUUUGUAUUUUAACACCUAUUUUUAAAGAUUAUGAAAGAUACCUUAAGGAAAUUGAAUCCAAACAUGGAAAUGGAACUGAAAAGACAAUGCAUACGUCAGAGCCUGGACAACCUGUACAUACUAGCGAUAGUAAGGAAAGUGCAAACACAGAAAAGAAACUUGUCAAUUCUCCAUUUGGAGGAACAAAUACAAAGUCUCCGCCGCUUUCAACAGAUUCAAAGUCAGAAAAAUCAAUCUUUGAUCUAUAUUCAUAUAAAUCUAUAUUUGGUAAAUCGGAGCACACUGUAGACAAUAGUAAAUCGAUUUUUAGUCAUUCGGAACAACCUACGGAUCCACAUAAAUCUGUUUUCGGUAACAGAGAACAAAAAGCUAGUACUAAAAAUAUAUUUGGUAAUGUUAGCUCUGAAAAAAACCCAUUCCUGAGUAAAUUAUCUACUGUCUCGGAUAAUAAAUCAGAAGAUCAAGAGUCAAAAUCAGAUACAAAAUCUACCGGUAGUUCUUUCGGUACAGCCGCUACUUUUUGCUUUGGUCAGAGUUCUACUACCGGUAACACACCAACUGGUUUUAGUUUUGGAAGUGCUAAACCAUUUACGUUUGGGGCUCAAGUUGUAAAACCACAAGAGUCUGAAGAUAAGUCAGAGAAUGAAGGAAAAGAUGAGAAAGAUGAAGAACCACCAAAAGCAGAUUUUAAGCCAGUAACAGAGGAAGGUGCUAUAUACGAACAAAGGUGUAUAAUUUUUAUGAAGAAAGAUGGUAGUUUUACUAGUAGAGGUGUUGGAGUACUGUUUUUGAAACCAACGCCAAAUGACAAAAUGCAAUUAAUAGUACGUGCAGAGACUUCCCUGGGAAAUUUAUUGCUCAAUACUUUGUUAACUAAAAAUAUUCCAACAAGACGUAUAAAUAAGAACACAAUAAUGGUGGUUUGUUUACCAAAACCUGAAUCUUUACCACCGCCAGUAUCAGUCUUGUUAAGAGUAAAAACAGAUGAAGACGCGGAUGCAUUGAUCGAUGCACUCAAUAAACAUAAAAAAUGAGGAGAAUAAUAGGUAAUAUUUGAAUUUGCAAAAAAUAAGCGUGUUGGCUUUACAACGCAAUUAAAUAGGACAUAUGUGA